AUGUUUGUACGAAACAGUGAUAGUUCUGCGAGUCCUUCUAUACUGAACUAACAAGAUGAGAACCGCAAUAUUUUUACUCUUAGUCAGUGUUAUAUCAUGUUACGCGGCAGAAGAGAAGGAUACUUAUUAUUAUCCGAAAGCACCGUCUGAAAUAUUCUUAAACGCGGCUAAGAAAUGCGUCGAAGAUUUAAGUUACAACUCUUCUAUCAUGGAUCAAAUUAUGCAAGGAAAAUACAUUGAAGAGGACAAAACCCUAAACGUUUUAAUAUGUGCAGCCGUAAAUACUGGAUAUGGGAAUGCAGACGGUAAACUGAAUGUCGAGAAGGUGGUUAAAGAAUUGUACCCAGAGAGGCAAGAUGUUUGGCCGAUUAUAGAGAAAUGCAACCUGGAACAAGUGACUAGCACGCCGUUGGAAACGUUCAAGGGCAUCGUGGUUUGUUUGAAAAAUAAUCUGCCUUUCAAAAUCAAGUUUCCUAUGUAAAUAAAGAUUUAGUUAUUAAACAAAUUUUAAACGUA
Molecule: messenger RNA, 516 nt
Organism: Manduca sexta (tobacco hornworm)
Lineage: Eukaryota; Metazoa; Arthropoda; Insecta; Lepidoptera; Sphingidae
Exons: 2
Coding region: 56-481 (141 amino acids)
Molecular function (GO): odorant binding
Source: RefSeq, a predicted model, not a curated record